This is a messenger RNA of Didymosphaeria variabile, 1527 nucleotides long. RefSeq names its product dihydrolipoamide dehydrogenase precursor (gene LPD1). Gene Ontology annotation, molecular function: dihydrolipoyl dehydrogenase (NADH) activity; flavin adenine dinucleotide binding. The record is from RefSeq and is a predicted model, not a curated record. The transcript has 4 exons. Gene Ontology annotation, cellular component: mitochondrion; oxoglutarate dehydrogenase complex. Bases 1 to 1527 code for a protein of 508 amino acids. Lineage: Eukaryota; Fungi; Ascomycota; Dothideomycetes; Pleosporales; Didymosphaeriaceae.
AUGUUCCGCUCAGUCGCUUCCCGCGCCGUGCCAAGGGCAGCGCGCCCGGUUUCCCAGAGCACCUUCUGCGCCCCGAACAUCUACUUCCAGAGCCGGUUAAGGAGGGGAUAUGCUUCGGAAGCUGAGGAGAAGGACCUCGUUAUCAUCGGAGGCGGCGUCGCAGGAUACGUCGCGGCAAUCAAGGCCGGCCAGGCCGGCAUGAAGGUCGCAUGUAUCGAGAAGCGCGGCUCUCUCGGCGGAACCUGCUUGAACGUCGGCUGCAUUCCUUCAAAAUCCCUCCUGAACAACUCGCACCUCUACCACCAGAUCCUGCACGACACCAAGAACCGCGGUAUUGAGGUCGGCGAUGUCAAGCUUAACCUCCCGGCGAUGAUGAAGGCGAAGGACACCUCUGUUGCAGGUCUGACAAAGGGUAUCGAAUUCCUCUUCAAGAAGAACAACGUGGAGUACAUCAAGGGCACCGGUGCUUUCCAGGACGAGCACACCGUCGCGGUCAACCUUGUUGAAGGUGGCGAGACCACCGUCCGCGGCAAGAACAUCCUCAUCGCGACUGGAUCUGAGGCUACGCCCUUCCCCGGACUGACUAUCGAUGAGAAGAAGGUCAUCACGAGCACUGGUGCCAUCGCUCUGCAAGAGGUCCCCAAGAAGAUGACCGUUAUCGGUGGAGGUAUCAUCGGUCUUGAGAUGGCCUCUGUCUGGUCGCGUCUUGGUUCCGAAGUCACCGUUGUCGAGUACUUGGGCCAGAUUGGCGGCCCCGGUAUGGACAAGGAUGUUGCUAAGCAGGCACAGAAGCUUCUCCAGAAGCAGGGCAUGAAGUUCAAGCUCAACACCAAGGUCACCGCCGGUGAUGCUGAAGGUGAGGGCGUGAAGGUGUCCGUUGAGGCUGCCAAGGGCGGAAAGGAGGAGACUCUCGAUGCUGACGUCGUCCUCGUUGCCAUCGGUCGCCGUCCCUACACCAACGGCCUUGGUCUUGAGAACAUCGGUCUCGAGGUUGACGAGCGGGGCCGCGUGAUCAUCGACCAGGAGUACCGCACCAAGGUCCCCCACAUUCGUGCUAUUGGUGACGUUACUUUCGGACCUAUGUUGGCCCACAAGGCUGAGGAGGAGUCCGUUGCCGUUGUCGAGUACAUCGGCAAGGGUUACGGCCACGUUAACUACGGCGCGAUUCCCUCCGUCAUGUACACCCACCCCGAAGUUGCCUGGGUCGGCCAGAACGAGGAGGAGCUCAAGGCUGCUAACGUCAAGUACAAUGUCGGACAGUUCCCCUUCUCUGCCAACUCAAGAGCGAAGACCAACCUCGACACUGAGGGUUUCGUCAAGUUCAUCUCUGACGCCGAGACUGACCGGAUAUUGGGCAUUCACAUCAUCGGUCCCAGCGCCGGUGAGAUGAUUGCCGAGGGUGUGCUUGCGCUCGAGUAUGGUGCCAGCUCAGAGGACGUUGCACGGACAUCACACGCUCACCCGACGCUUUCAGAAGCGUUCAAGGAGGCUGCUAUGGCAACAUACGACAAGGCUGUUCACUACUAG